Molecule: messenger RNA, 291 nt
Organism: Ustilago hordei
Lineage: Eukaryota; Fungi; Basidiomycota; Ustilaginomycetes; Ustilaginales; Ustilaginaceae
Product: putative nadh-ubiquinone oxidoreductase 10.5 kda subunit
Exons: 3
Coding region: 1-291 (96 amino acids)
Source: RefSeq, a predicted model, not a curated record
AUGUCGAACGCAUUGACUAAAGCCCUCCCAAAGGCGCUCAAGGAAGUCCGUCUGCAUCUCUGCCAGACCGGCCAGGCUUCCGCAGGAGCAAGGAAGUUCCUCGAGACCAACUACAAGCCCAUUAAGCAGUCCAACCCGGACCUUGCAUUCCUUGUCCGAGAGGCUAGCGGUACUCCCGCCCGUGCCUUUGCUCGUUUCGAGCGCGGCGUCGAGAAGCACGUGGAGCUUGACGGUCUCAGCUCGGCUGACGUCGAGAAGAAGUUCGGCGAGCUCCUUUCUUCAUCGGCAUAG